UGUUCACUAACUGCAUCAAAGCUGGGAUUUGGUCACCAGAUCUAUAUAAUAUGCAAGUCUAAGGUGCAAACUGCCAGUGCGGCGGCCUUCCCGGCCCUUCCAGGUCAGUCGGUCGUGCGCGUUAGCCUUGUACAUUCGAAUUUCACCACUUCUCUGACCACUACUAUCUAAGCGCUGUCUCUUUUUUACUGGCCAUGCUAGGGUGUCUACUUUUUGGCGAUACCGAGCCGCUGUGCCCAUGUGCUGCCAGCACAUUCUUCUGCAUAGCGCCAUGCGGUAUUGCUGUUCUUGUUAGUGCCCAUGUGACUCUAGUGUCCGACUCAAGUCUAUAUCUCCAUGGACAUCACUUAAAAGUAGUAUAAAUGGCCUAUGGGCCUCUUGCAAGCACCCGGCAACCUGCCUCGUAGUCAUGCAGCCGUUCUCUUGCUGGGCCCUUCUGUUUGUGGCCCUCGUCGCGGCCAGCAGGUCGACCUCAUCCUUGGUCACCAUCCCGUUGACGAAGCUUGACCGCACUGGUUCGUACCUCCAAGGGUCCCCGCAUGCCGAUCGUGCCCGAGCGUCAUUUUUGAAGACCCGAACAACCAGCGGUUCAACGACCGUCCCGGCUUCAAAUUUGGCAUACAUGCAGUACACCACGAGUGUUGGCGUUGGCAGCCCCGCCACCUACUACAAUUUGGUCGUUGACACGGGGAGCUCCAACACCUUUAUCGGAACAGGUAAAACGUAUGUCCGUACGUCAACCAGUGCCCCCACUGGACAACAUGUCAAUGUAACCUAUGGACUUGGUUUUUUCACUGGCGUGGAAUACUCUGACACAGUCACUCUUGCACCCGACCUCGUCAUCGCGAACCAGUCUAUUGGCGAUGCUCUUCAAUACGCAGACUUUGAAGGCGUUGAUGGUAUCAUUGGCGUCGGACCAGUUGAUCUCACGAAUGGCACCCUGUCACCUGAUAAUACGUUGAUCCCAACCAUCAUGAAUAACGCCUUGAAGCAGGGUCUGAUCAAAAAGGAAAUUCUCGGUGUUUUGUUCGCGCCGCCCGCAACUUAUAAUGACACUAACGGAGUGAUUACAUAUGGUGGCAUUGACCAUGCUCUCUACACUGGUAAAAUGAGCUACGCUCCAGUUACCGAGACUUACCCAGCAUCCUUAUUCUGGGGCAUCAACGUGACUGAGUUGACAUGUGGUACACAUACCGUCAUUCCCCAGUCAACCGCUGGCAUUGUCGACACGGGUACCACUCUGGUUCUCCUUGCGGAUGAUUUCUUUGACGUGUACUUAGACGCCAUUCCCGGCGCCUACCUCGAUGACGACAACAAUACUGGCCUCCUUGUCAUCCCCUCUUCCUCCGUCGCGGAUAUGCAACCCCUUAACUUCAAGAUCGGCGACACCGUAUUCAGCAUGGAUAUAGCUGCACAGCUAGUCCCAUUGGACCAGAACACUGCUUGGGGUGGCCAGGCUGGCGUACAGUACGGCGUUGUCGGUAAACUCGGCACUGACAGCGGCGGUGGUCUCGAUUUCAUCAUCGGACAGAAGUUUAUGGAGAAGUAUUAUGCUGUUUUCGACGCUCAUAGCAACCGCGUUGGCUUUGGGUACACUAAUCACACCUUCUCAAAGUACUCGCCUUGAGUCGAACCAUCACCACUUGGGGAAUAAGCGAUACGAGCUGGGCAACACUACCAUCGCAUGUUCAAGUUAGAGUUGUUGACGACGCCAUGGACAGCAGAUCGAAGUUUGACCUGCUAAGUCAGAAAUGGCCAGAAGUCGAUAUAUAAGCGAGGGUCGUGGGUGUAUAUGGGUGUCCCCAAAAUGAGGGGUCCAUCUGCAAAACCACUGAAAUGAACGCUUACGACUUCAGUACAGUCGAAAUUCUCAUAAUGCAUAAUGUUGGUCCCCCAAU
Messenger RNA from Suillus paluster, 1898 nucleotides. RefSeq names its product acid protease. Gene Ontology annotation, biological process: proteolysis. The record is from RefSeq and is a predicted model, not a curated record. Gene Ontology annotation, molecular function: aspartic-type endopeptidase activity. Lineage: Eukaryota; Fungi; Basidiomycota; Agaricomycetes; Boletales; Suillaceae. The transcript has 8 exons. The coding region runs from base 410 to 1627 and encodes 405 amino acids.